AUACAAAUGUUCCAGAAAAAGAAAAGAAAUAUACUAGCGUUCAUCUUACUAGUCAAAUACUACUACUCACCUCUGAAAUUUUCUCACACCUUCACCAAAUCACCAUAAUUCCCAAACCCACCUUCUCUCUCUACCCUUUCUCUCUGUAAUUCUAAUACUCACUCAGAAAAAGAACAACAACAAGAACUAAGAUAGAUUUUUAAGAAUGGCAGGAACUGGUGUGUUUGCAGAGAUCAUAGAAGGUGAUGUAUUCAAAUACUACGCAGAUGGCGAAUGGAAAGUGUCAACCUCUGGUAAAUCUGUAUCUAACAUCAACCCAACAACCAGAAAGACCCAGUACAAGGUCCAAGCUUGUACGCAAGAAGAAGUGAACAAGGUCAUGGAAUCUUCAAAGCAAGCACAGAAAUCGUGGGCGAAGACGCCCUUGUGGAAGCGAGCUGAGUUACUUCACAAGGCAGCAGCAAUCCUGAAAGAGCACAAAAAUGCCAUGGCUGAGUGCCUUGUCAAAGAAAUUGCCAAGCCAGCCAAGGAUGCUGUGACUGAAGUUGUGAGGUCUGGGGACUUGGUGUCAUAUUGUGCUGAGGAUGGUGUAAGAACUCUUGGGGAAGGGAAAUUUCUGGUGUCUGAUAGUUUUCCUGGGAAUGAAAGGACCAAAUAUUGUCUCACUUCCAAGAUUCCAAUUGGAGUGGUUUUAGCUAUUCCACCAUUUAAUUAUCCUGUCAAUCUUGCUGUCUCAAAAAUUGCACCUGCACUUAUUGCGGGAAACUCCCUUGUUCUCAAACCUCCAACCCAGGGUGCUGUAGCUGCACUCCACAUGGUGCAUUGCUUUCACUUGGCUGGUUUCCCUAAAGGCCUUAUUAGCUGUGUUACAGGAAAAGGUUCUGAGAUUGGUGAUUUCCUUACAAUGCAUCCAGGAGUGAACUGUAUAAGCUUCACAGGUGGAGACACUGGAAUUGCAAUCUCAAAGAAGGCAGGCAUGAUCCCUCUUCAAAUGGAACUGGGUGGAAAAGAUGCCUGUAUUGUUCUUGAAGAUGCUGAUUUGGAUUUGGCAGCAUCUAGCAUUGUCAAAGGAGGUUUUUCUUACAGUGGUCAGAGAUGCACUGCCGUUAAGGUUGUCCUGGUAAUGGAAUCCGUUGCUGAUGAUCUUGUCAAGAAAGUUAAUGCGAAAGUUGAAAAGUUGACUGUUGGACCGCCUGAGAAUGACUGUGAUAUCACUCCAGUUGUCACAGAGUCCUCUGCUAACUUCAUUGAAGGGCUUGUAAUGGAUGCCAAGCAGAAGGGGGCAACAUUUUGCCAGGAGUACAAGCGGGAGGGCAACCUUAUUUGGCCAUUAUUGUUAGACAAUGUUCGACCGGAUAUGAGGAUAGCUUGGGAGGAGCCAUUUGGCCCAGUUGUACCAGUCAUCAGGAUCAACUCUGUUGAAGAAGGAAUCCACCAUUGUAAUGCUAGUAAUUUUGGCCUCCAGGGCUGUGUCUUUACGAAAGAUAUCAACAAAGGAAUUUUAAUUGGUGAUGCCAUGGAAACUGGAACGGUUCAGAUUAACUCAGCCCCUGCUCGUGGACCAGAUCAUUUCCCUUUCCAGGGCUUGAAAGACAGUGGAAUUGGUUCUCAAGGGAUUACCAACAGUAUAAAUAUGAUGACGAAAAUCAAGAGCACUGUAAUCAACUUCCCCACUCCUACUUAUAGCAUGGGUUGAUAUUGUCAUUAGGUUAUAAAUUUACUUGUAUCAGUAUAUAUAUAUAUAUAUUAUUCCGGCUAGUUUCAAGCCGUUUUUAUGAUGACGAAAAUCAAGAGCACUGUAAUCAACUUCCCCACUCCUACUUAUAGCAUGGGUUGAUAUUGUCAUUAGGUUAUAAAUUUACUUGUAUCAGUAUAUAUAUAUAUAUAUUAUUCCGGCUAGUUUCAAGCCGUUUUUAUGAUGACGAAAAUCAAGAGCACUGUAAUCAACUUCCCCACUCCUACUAUAGCAUGGGUUGAUAUUGUCAUUAGGUUAUAAAUUUACUUGUAUCUGUGUGUGUUUAUUUAUAUAUAUUAUUCCGGUUAGUUUCAAGCCGGAGUAGUUUUUUUUU
Molecule: messenger RNA, 2069 nt
Organism: Cornus florida
Lineage: Eukaryota; Viridiplantae; Streptophyta; Magnoliopsida; Cornales; Cornaceae
Product: NADP-dependent glyceraldehyde-3-phosphate dehydrogenase-like
Exons: 9
Coding region: 206-1696 (496 amino acids)
Molecular function (GO): lactaldehyde dehydrogenase (NAD+) activity
Source: RefSeq, a predicted model, not a curated record